Molecule: messenger RNA, 360 nt
Organism: Soboliphyme baturini
Lineage: Eukaryota; Metazoa; Nematoda; Enoplea; Dioctophymatida; Soboliphymatidae
Source: the annotation of a GenBank genome assembly
AUGGUGCUAAAAGAAUUGGAACCGCUUAUCGAUAUUGCAACUGAAGGCGACGGAAUGAAACUAGGACUGAUCCAAACAAAUCCCGAUGGCACAGAACAUUGGCAACCAUACGAGGAAGGGAAAGACCUUGUCUCUGAUCUCUUGAUAUACAUAUGCGUCAAUACGGACUUGUACGGCCUGGUUCAGCAUCCGGUAACUAAAAAGAUGACGUAUGCUCGAGUGCUGGACAAUAGCUACUGCGAUAAAGAAAAUACACUGGCCAUUCCCGGGGAACAAGAACGCAUCUACAGUCAUUCAGCGGAAACAGAGGAGUACCUCAGCAGAUUGAAUGAACACACGAACGAUAUUAAUUUGAAAUAG